AUGGCAAUACUAAUAAUAAUAUUUUUUAUUAAAUUAUUUAUUAAUUUUUCACUUCAAUAUUCACAAUCAGAAAGCACAUGUUUCACCAAUUUAUUAACAAAGUUAGGUUACAGCGCUCCACUAGAUCUUUGCACAGAUUCACCUUAUUUUCUAUGCGAUGUAGAUUUAAAUAUAAUUAAAAUGGUUUUUACUUAUAGUCCUCAGUUAACAAAUGAAGUUAUACAGAAUACCGAUGUAAGAUGUAUUGGGCCUAAUCUCAAAACUAUGAUUACCUACAAAUGGAAUAUAGAUGAUAACUUUUUUGAUUUUGCAACAGAGUCUUUAGAUUACAUGUAA
Molecule: messenger RNA, 336 nt
Organism: Dictyostelium purpureum
Lineage: Eukaryota; Evosea; Eumycetozoa; Dictyosteliales; Dictyosteliaceae
Exons: 2
Coding region: 1-336 (111 amino acids)
Source: RefSeq, a predicted model, not a curated record